UGUUAACUGGAUACAUCCUAAAAGUGAGCAUUUUUGAAUGUUUAAGUCUAAUAACACAUUUUAAUCAUGAUAGUUGUUCCCUCUUUCCCACCACAGAGGAUGUGCAGACACCAGAUACUAGAGGAGGACACCAGGGGGAGCCCUUUCUGCUACACAACCUGCUUCAGCUGCUGGAGGCACGGCGACGCUCUCCCGUCACGCACGCGCUGAAGCUACAGAGCGAGAGAGAGAGAGGGAGGGAGGGAGAAGCGCGCUCUCGUGUGCUGGACUCAUCUAGGAGCAGAGACGGCGGAGAGAGGAUCUCCCGGCGUGGAGGCGCAGACCGCGGGAGGGGGGGCAAGGAACGAUGCCCUGCUAUCGCCGGUAGCCGCGGUGCUUCCGUGCGGACACUUGCAACCCCGUUUCCCCUCCUCCAUCUCCUACCAAGAACCACCGGAGCAUUCACGGGAAUCAUGAUGACCAAAACAGGGACACUGAUUCUUCUCUGUGCGUUCCUGUGCUCCGGGGAAUUCCAGGAACAAGAGCCAGACCCCCGCAGGCUGCCUCCUCCGCCGGCCACGUUGGACUUCGGCUACGUGCCCGCGGGGGUCUACGAGACGGUGGCCCAUUACGAACCUGGACCCAUCGGGAUCCUGUUCCACAUGGUGCACACUUGGCUGUGCCUGGUCCAGCCCAACGACUUCCCGCAAGAUCUCCUGGUCAGAUUGGCCAAGGACAGGUUUGGGGCCAUUCAGACUGAAUACCAGAAGCCAGAGAACAUAGUGCUGAGCCUGCAGGCCGUCUACUACGAGAUGGGCUUCCUGGUGUGUGCGGUGGUGGGCGCACUCUUCACCGUCCUGGUGCCCGUGGUGGGCCUCUUCUUCUGCAUGUGCCGCUGCUGCGACAACUGUGGCGGCGAGAUGCACCAGCGCCAGAGGAAGAACGCCGACUGCCGGCGCGGCCUGCUGGGGACGCUGCUCUUCUCCACCUCGCUGGUCAUCACGAUCGGCGUGUUGUGCGCGUACGCCGCCAACCAGAACCUGAGCGCUCAAGUCAAGAACAUCCGCCGUCUGGUCAACAGCAACAUGAGGGACCUGCACACCUUCGCCAACGACACGCCCAUGCAAAUUGAUUACCUGUCCUCCCAGUACUCCACUGCCAAGAACCAAGUCCUGUACGACCUGGAGAACAUAGGUCCACUAUUAGGUGGAAGGAUACGCAAUCAGUUAGAUAAGGAGGUGCAGCCUGCCUUGGACGCCGUGCUGAAGAUGACAGGAGUGAAAAUCGACAGAGCCAUCAAAGCCAUGCGAGAGACCAAGGAGGCCCUGGAGAACGUCAGCGUGUCGCUGCAAGUCCUGCAGGAGGGCACGGGCAAGCUCAACUUCAACUUGAGCCUGGUGAGGGCCAGCAUCAACCGCACCCUCAACGACCCCGGCUGUCACGACGAGGAGUCGGACGCCACCUCCGCCCAGCUGUGCCGCAACAUCCGCCAGUCGCUGUCACAGCUGCAGAUCAGCGCCAACUUCACGCGGCUUCCCAACGUGAAUUCUCAGCUGGAGAAGAUGAACGCCGUCUUGAAGGCGGAUCUCAGCGCCGUCGUGCACAAGGGUUACGCCUCCUUGAACGACACUCCUUAUAUGGUGAUGGUACAGACCAGAAACGUUGUGGACAGGGUGCAGAGGUUGGUGGACGACAUCGGCAGCAGCAUCAGCAACUUCUCCAAAGCUUUCCCGGUGCAGAGUUCACUCUCCAACUUCACCAUCUUCAUCAGCCACGCCCACGCCAAGAUCGAAGACCACUACCCCGACAUUGACCGACUGGACUUCUACAGGUGGAUGGGCUGCGUGGCUCUGUGCUGCAUGGUGGUCCUGGUGCUGGCCUUCAACUACUUGGGGCUGCUGUGCGGCACUCUGGGAUACGACAAGCACGCCUCUCCCACCACGCGGGGAUGCAUCUCCAACACGGGAGGAACCAUGCUGAUGGCCGGCGUGGGCUUCAGCUUCAUCUUCUCCUGGGUGCUCAUGGGCCUCCUGACCGCCAUCUUCCUGCUGGGAGGAAACAUGGAGAAGCUCCUCUGUGAGCCGUUUCACACCAGAGAACUCUUUAAGGUUGUGGACGCUCCAUACCUGGUGAGCUCCGAGUGGAAGAACUUCAUCCCGGGAUACAUGUACAACGACUCCGAGCUGGAGCUCACUGCAGAGAGCCUGUACAGUACUUGCAAAGAAAACAAAGGCAUUUACUCCGCCAUGCGUCUGGACAAAGUCUUCAACGUCUCCUCUUUCCUCAACGCCACAGUGUUUACAAAGGACGUGGCGGCUCAUCUGAGCGGCGUCAAAAUUGACCUGAGAGGAAUCAUCUUGUUGGAAGCGGAGGGCAAGCAGAACCUCCUGGAUUUCUCCGAGGCCGGACUGUCGGAAACCAACUACGCCGACUACUUGGAGGAGGUCAACAAAGGCGUGACAGUGGAGGACCUGCUUUCAUUUGCCAAAGAGCUGGAAGCCCAGACGGACCUCAUGCCUAGGGGCCGUCUGCAAAGCGCUCUGAAAGGUCACGUGGGCACAGUAAGACAGAUCCACAACCAGCAGGUGGUCCCCAUGCAGCAGGCCAUGAGUGCGCUGAACCAGAGCAUGAGGUUCCUGGAGAGGACGGCCUCAGACCUGCCGAACAAAGUGUUAGCAGUGCUCGAUGCUGUGGACGCCACACAGUAUCUCAUCUCCCACAAUGCAACACACCUCAUUAACCGGGAAACUGCUAAAUACACAGCAGCCAUUGUGGGCUACUUCAAUCAGUACAUCGAGUGGGUCAAGACGUCUCUCGCCAUGGAAGUGGCGCCGUGCAAGCCCUUCAGCAACAUGCUGGACACGGUGGAAAUCAUCACCUGCAGCUUCCUGGUGGACUCCAUGAACGUGUUCUGGAUGGGUCUGGGCUGCAGCACGCUCUUCCUCAUCCCCAGCGUCAUCCUGGCCGUCAAGCUGGCCAAGUUCUACCGCAGGAUGGACACGGAGGACGUUUACGACGAUAUGGAAAGUGGUAAUAAUGGUUAUCAUAUGGAGCCCUCACAAGGCAUCCUAAACCCCCCCAUGACGAGCAUCCCGACCUAUGACACCAUGAACAGGUUCCCGCGGGCCUCGGCUCCUCCGAGGCACAUCGACUGGUGACCGAGAGCUCUGGUUGUGGUUCCUCUCAGCGGCCAUGAAGGCUGGAGCUAAAGUAGUGGACGUUUUAUCAGGAUUCUCCGGUGAUGAAAAGUGGGACUGAACCCAACUGAAAAUGAGGAUUUUGCGAGCCCGUGGAUUGUUUUCAUCUUCAUCUUCAUCUUCAGUCGGCCGAGACCUUUCCGCAGGACAUCAAGCUAGCUGUUCUCCAUCCGGGCCCGUCUGGUUCUGGAUGGAUCCGACCACUCAUUGGGCUGCCACCUCUCUGUUUACGUUGGUCUCACCUGGACUUGACGCUAUUUCAACACAACCGUGACGCUAAGUAGUCACAGGAAGGUAACAACACGAUGCUAGCAGAUGUGCUAAUGAGACGGCGUGCUUAUUUUCUCAAACGGACGGACGCAAAUAACGUUUGGUAUUUGCACCAUGUUGGCACCAUUGAAGUUUGAGGUAAAAAAAAAAAAAAAAGAAGAAGUAGAUGGACUGUACCUAGCAUGACUUUCAAUGUUUACAAUAUCAAUAAUAGAAGGUCGCUCAUCCUUUUGGGGCUCGUUGCAUACAGACUGGUUGCCUUUUACUUUGGCAUUUACUGCUUUUUAAAGGGACGCUUCACCCUGAGACGCGCUUACGCUUGUUUAAAAGUAUCGUGUUGUUAGCUUAGCCGUUUUUGAUAACAUUGUACGGUUCUGCAAAUUUCGCCACAACUCCGAGCGUUGAAAUACUUCAACUUCACCCGCAUUGGAUUAAUCGUCGUCCUUCCGUCCGACCAUUUCUGUGCGGCCAACGCAGGUCACCGUUUUGGGAACAAAUUAGGAACAAAUUGAAUGCGUUUGUAACCGUGCUGCAGAGCUCAACAUGGGCCAAAAACAGUAUCGUUUACUUCAUUUUUGAUGAAGUUAUGACAUUUUUCAUUCGUUGAAGUCAUUCAAAAGGUGGUUAACAUUUGAUAUUAGCAUACUACAAUAUGUCGCAUUAGCAUAAACGUGUGAAGGAUUGCCUGUCUUGGAUACAUUGUGGUCGUCUACAAGCAGUUUAUCACCAAUUCACAACAUUUGCAUACAAGAUGAAAUAAGUUUAACCAAAGAGUGACUUCACCGCCUGCAAAUGAAACUUUUAACUAACUAUAAAUAUUUCAAGAAAACAUGCCUAGCUUUUUAAUUGUUAUGUUAUUCAUCAGCAUUGCAAACCCUCCAAUUCAUCCUUUAUCAUUCACUGUUUGGAGAACAAUCACAGAAAAAUCAAUCAGUAUUCCCACAAAUCAAUCAAACUAUUACUAUUUUCAUUCAAAAGUGUUAGAGAAUUUCUCCUUUAUGUCAUUUUAUUACCAUUCUAUGUCCUUUUUUUUAACAAUUCAAUGUAAUUACAAAGGUGACGGUACUUACAAAGUGGAGAAUUGUUCUUCUCAAGCCAAAUUCUAUUUUUUACCGUAGAUCUCAGGUGGUUUUUAGCACUUGCUCCAUAACUACCCGUUAGUUUGUUGUGUGUUUUGUUAUUCUUUUUUAUUAAUCUAUCAUGAUGUUAACUAAUGAUACAUUUAUGGAAUAUACACUAGAAGAAGUGAAUGUAUUCAAGUUUGUUUGAAAUUUGCUGUGCGCUGGAACGGAUCGCUAACGCAUCCUUGGUAACGUACGCACGUUCAUGCUAGUCGCUGCUGUUGACGUCAAAAAACAAAAGAUGAUCCAUCCAUUGGAUGACAAUAUGGGAUUUUAUCUUUAAGCUGAUGGUGUUGACACGACGCAUACUGUGACAAAUUUUUAAAUGUGAAAUGACGGCCUCCGCUUUCCGCAACUUGCUAAUUUAGCAAGCUAGCAAGUGUCUGACAAUGCCAUCUUGUAAGAAGAGAUUAAGCUAGGAUAAGUUAACUUCUUGAUUUUUAUUUUUUUAAGUCUCAUCUUGAGAUGAACCAAGUAUACAAAUGCCAUCAUUUGAUUUUUAAACAUUUUUUUAGAGUGUUUCAGAGUGUUUUCAUUCAGCUGGGUUGUUCUGUGUAGCAAUUUCAUCCAACAAAUUCAAAUGUCACAAAUGAUAUCCCACUUUGUAGUAACCUUUCCCUCUUAAAUAUGAAUGAUAACCUUCAGGAAGCAAAAGCGCUUGGUUGUAUUCAUAUUUGGUAGCAGCAUGUUUGGCUACAGAUGCUAAUCCAGGUUAGGUAGUAAACUAGCGCACCUUUUGUGCUCCAUACAGUUCCAUUGCAAGGAUGUAUGGAUUUAUUUCCACACAGUAAUGGUUUGUAUGGCGACACAGGCGCCACAUUUAACGGAGUAGUUAAAAUGCAUUGUAACGUCUGCACAGACGAGGAACUGGUUACGGACUGUAAAGACGCCAAAAGCACACCAGCACCACAGUGUAGAGAUGUGCCAAACUCGUGCAUUUCAUACUGAAUCGGGACCCACGGGUGCUCGGCUACGUUAACUCGUUCACUUACUCACCCCUGCCACCAGCCACGUGUCAGGCCGCAAAUGAAUGCGGGACAAGUCGGGGGAGGGGUGGAACUUGUUACUCUGUGACGGGUGGCUCGAGUGAAUCGAGUACCCAGUUCACUUCAGUGUGCGACUCAUAAGACCUCGAGUCCGUGAAAGGAAUCGGGUUUCCCAUCACUACAACAUUGGCUGUCAAUAUGCGAUCCACGCCGGAAAACGCCAUCGGUUCUGCACACGCGUGAGACUACGUCACUUCCUCCAGGAAUUUUUAAGACAGCGCUUCUGCAGCGUCACACACGGUGGUAUUUAUUGUUGUUUUACAUUUCAGUUCAUUUUCAAACGGUCAAUAUAUGUAAUAUAUUGGGGGGUUAUUACCUCCGCCAAGGAGGUUAUGUUUUUUAACCGGCGUUUAUCUGUUUGGUUGUGUUCAAAAUAACGUGAAAAGUUCUCAAAUGGAUUUGGACAAAAUUUUGAGGUAUUGUCAGAAAUGGGAUAUGGAAGAACUGAUUCAAUUUUGGGGUGAUCCGGAUCACCGUCUGGAUCCAGGAAUUUUUUAAAGGAUUCUUAAACAUUGCCAGAGAGGACCAUUUUCGGCAUUUGUGCAUAUAACUACACAAAAAAUGGUCAGAAGAUUUGGGGACAAAAAUACAGGAAGGUGAAGUUUCCAAGAGGUUCUACAAAAUAUCAAAGACUAAUCCAGAUUUAUAAAGAAUAUCUCCAGAUAAUAUGAACGAUAAUCAGAUGAAGACAACGGAUUUGUUGUAGCUUCAAAAGCUACGGUGCUAAAUCCAGAAACCACCAUCACGGAAAAUGUGAUUUUUGUGAAGAACUACUGAACUAAUAUUGAUAUCGUUAUGAAUCCAGUUGCUAGUGGUACCUUCCAUGGUCAAGGAAUCUAAAUAUGCAGAUAAUUUAAAUGCAGGACUAAUAUUUAUGGUGUAAAUCACAAUAUGGGGGAACUAUGGCGCCUAGCGGAGGUCUGCGCUCUCUGAGUGCUUUUCUAGUUUUCUUAGUGAUUCUUAUUAAUAUCUCGCUAGCAGGCGAUGGUACUAUCGUCUUUCUUCACCGAGCGUGACCCUACGUAAAAACCUACGCAAACGUAGGCCAACCGGAUGAAGGCGUGUUCUGCACAUGCGUAGAACCGGUUGCGUUUGCGGUACGGAUUGCGUAGUGACAGCUGGGAGCUUUUCCUCAACCGACACCCACGCCCCAACCCCUGGUGCGUUCACGGCAACCCAAAACUGUCAGACAACACAAACAUGUAUAACCGGUAUAACUUCCGCGUUGCUGCAGUAUCAAUUAAAAGGCGUCCGCGCUCACCUUCAGUUGUAAAAAAAAAUAAAUAAAUAAAUAAAAGGCUCACUAUCAACUAUGAACUGUUUUUUUUUAAACAUUUCAAUUAUUUUUGUUUGUUUCUUAGUGCUUACAUGAGCGUGAGUGAAUUGUCAAUAAAGAUUUUCAUUUCAGCUU
Dunckerocampus dactyliophorus (ringed pipefish) is the source of this 7024-nucleotide messenger RNA. RefSeq names its product prominin 1a (gene prom1a). The transcript is spliced from 29 exons. Bases 453 to 3137 code for a protein of 894 amino acids. The record is from RefSeq and is a predicted model, not a curated record. Gene Ontology annotation, cellular component: prominosome; cell surface; apical plasma membrane. Gene Ontology annotation, molecular function: cholesterol binding. NCBI's taxonomy places the organism in Eukaryota, Metazoa, Chordata, Actinopteri, Syngnathiformes, Syngnathidae.